CGAUGGGAGGAAGCCACCUGGCAAGGGCGCGAAGGCUGUUGGUCGCUGGGAUUUGUGUCUCCUACCCCGCCACGUCUCUUCAGCUCCGUCUCCUACCGUCCCUUCCGUCACCCUCACCUCGCCGCGCCGCUGACGCCCUCGCCGGGGACUUUGUGCCUUCAAGGGACGGUGCUGCCAGGCCUGCGCCUCCCGGGGUCCAUGCAGUGCGGGGCGACGCGCGGGGCGGUGCCGGCGUUGCUGCUGCUGCUGCUGUGCGCGCCAAGCCUCCUCGCGAGACAGAAUGGAACUGACGAAUUGGAGCAGCAAGGUGAUACAGUGGUAGCGUGGUUGGUGCUGGGCAGCACGGAGGGCCACGGGCCGGUGCGAUGGGGGCCGCAGGCAUUCUGUUCACCUGGGAGCUACGCCGUUGCCUUUCGGCUGAAGCUGGAGCCGAUCAUGUUCCAUGGUGGUUUUACGGCUUUGAACGGCGUGAAGCUCUACUGCAUCGAAAGGGAAAAGGGGCGGCGGGACCACAAUAUUACGUCAACCCUCGGAUAUUGGGGGCUGUGGGGAGACGUGUUCACGUGCGCCUCGGGGCUCCUCGCUGGGGUACGGAUGAGGGUGGAGCAGCCGUGGGUGGACGAGAGGGACAAGUUUGCCGCUAACAACCUCGCCAUGGAGUGUGAGAACGGCGAGAGGAUGACUGGGGACGGCACGGACAGGGGGCGCUGGGGCGAGUGGCAGCGCUGCCCCCAGGGUAGCGCCAUCUGCGGCCUGGCGACGCAGGUGAAGCAGCCUCAACACAUCUUCGACGACGACGCGUCCCUCGUGUCAGCGGCCUUCUACUGCUGCUCGGUGUGAGGGUCGCCGGGGCAGCGGGAGUCAUCACUCGAUGGAUCACCAUUGGGAAGGGAGUCAGCACUGUAAAGCAAAGAGUCAGCACUGUAAAGCAGAGUUAGCACUAUAAAGGGUCACCACUGCAGAGUCGUUAUUGUAAAGAAAGAAAGCAUUGUGUAUUAAUUCAGCGCUGUGAAGGGUUAACUUUUUGAGGCUCAGCAUUUUUUAGGGUUAACAUUGUAAGGGUCAAUACUGUAAAUAGCUCAGUAAAUGGUGAGCAGCUGUGUGGUGAGCACAGUCAGUGAUCAGCACUAUAAGUCAUCAGCACCUUCAGAGUCACCACACCGUGGCCUCUCUUCCCUCGGCCGCUUCCCCACGCCAACCCAGUGCAGUAAUGUGUGCCGGGGGAACAGGGAUGGGAUGUUUGAGUUUCGGGGUUGUAAGGACUAUAAUGUUUGUACCAGUCAAGAGGCAGGAGUAGAAUUGGUGGUAGCUCUAGUGGUGGUGGUACUAUAUAGUAGUAGUAGUAGUAGUAGUAGUAGCGGCGAUGGGUAUCAUGGAUUGAGACAGGAUAUUUGUAUGCAGGUAUGUAGUCCUGUGCACUAAAAUUAUUAGUAUUAUUGUACUGUUGGUGAGGUUAAUUUAUUCUAAAUGAAAGGCCCUAAGCUGGAUCUCUUUUUGAGCCACUCCCCACACCUCUUUGUUCACAAUUUGUUUCCUAUGUAUUCACCCCACUACUCAU
Messenger RNA from Eriocheir sinensis (Chinese mitten crab), 1558 nucleotides. Its product is annotated as vitelline membrane outer layer protein 1-like. The transcript has 7 exons. NCBI's taxonomy places the organism in Eukaryota, Metazoa, Arthropoda, Malacostraca, Decapoda, Varunidae. The record is from RefSeq and is a predicted model, not a curated record. The coding region runs from base 199 to 840 and encodes 213 amino acids.